Molecule: messenger RNA, 1750 nt
Organism: Eupeodes corollae
Lineage: Eukaryota; Metazoa; Arthropoda; Insecta; Diptera; Syrphidae
Gene: Pop2
Product: CCR4-NOT transcription complex subunit 7
Exons: 5
Coding region: 533-1432 (299 amino acids)
Cellular component (GO): CCR4-NOT core complex; P-body; CCR4-NOT complex
Molecular function (GO): poly(A)-specific ribonuclease activity; nucleic acid binding
Source: RefSeq, a predicted model, not a curated record
CUUGAGACAAAAAUCAACACAGAAAAAUACACCGAGUCGAAGUUGACCGAGACCGUAAAAAAGAGAACUAUCAAAAAGACAAAAUUCUGGAAAAUAAUUUUGUAUUUUAUGGUGGCUUCAUGUCAAAAUAUUUGUUUUUUGUCUAUUACGUUUCGUUUGUAUGAACAGAAAUAAAGGAAUAAAAUAAUUCCCCAGAAGGUAUACAAUAAAACAUCUUCAAUAACUCAACUCAACUAUGAAAUGGGACUAAAAGACAAAAUGCAUUAAUAGCAAACUAACUGCUUAACUGCAAUAACCAAAACUGGAUAUUUGGGAAAUAUAAUAUUAUAAUUAAAAUAAUAAUACAAAAUCUAUCACUUCAAGCGCGAUUCUAUUGAUAGAGCGUAGAGCGUAAAAAAUCUUUGAUUUGAAUUCCUCUUUAGGAAUUUGUAGAAAAUUCAAUCACAAAAAAGAAAGAAACUCUCAAUACACAUCGGCUGACAGCACCGUGGCUGAAGCCAGUGAAGUAACCACUAAUUCAACAACUGAUGCAAUGCCUUCAGCAAUAAGUGGUGGCGGUGGACAUUCCUCGCACACGGUAAGUAUACCAAGCAACGAAGAAUGCGGCAUCCGAGACGUUUGGAAGCACAAUCUUGAAGAUGAAUUCCGCACUAUCCGAAAAGUGGUUCAAAAGUAUCACUAUGUUGCAAUGGACACAGAGUUCCCUGGUGUUGUUGCACGGCCGGUAGGAGAGUUCAGGUCAACAGCUGACUAUCAUUACCAGUUACUCAGAUGCAAUGUGGACUUGCUGCGCAUUAUUCAACUUGGCUUGACUUUUAUGGAUGACGAAGGCAAGACCCCACCAGGCUAUUCGACAUGGCAGUUCAAUUUCAAAUUCAAUCUUUCAGAAGACAUGUAUGCACAGGACUCCAUUGAUCUGCUGCAAAACUCUGGCAUUCAAUUCAAGAAGCACGAAGAAGACGGUAUCGACCCAUUGGACUUUGCCGAACUGCUGAUGUCGUCGGGAAUUGUUUUGGUUGACAAUAUUAAGUGGCUAUGUUUCCAUUCUGGCUAUGAUUUUGGAUAUCUGCUCAAGUUGUUAACAGACCAGAAUUUACCAGCCGAUGAGAGUGAAUUUUUCGAACUGCUUCGCCUGUAUUUUCCGAACAUUUACGACAUCAAGUAUCUGAUGAAGUCGUGCAAAAAUCUUAAGGGUGGCCUUCAAGAAGUUGCCGACCAGUUAGAGCUUCGUCGCGUCGGACCACAGCAUCAGGCAGGGUCUGAUGCGCUUUUGACUGGAAUGGCGUUCUUUAAAAUGCGAGAGAUGUUUUUCGAGGAUAAUAUUGACAACGCUAAAUACUGUGGGCACCUAUAUGGGUUGGGUACAUCUUUUAUUGUAAACGGAGCCAAUUUCCAUGAGAACAACACCGAAAAUAAUAAUGCAACAACGUGAUUUUCUAAUGUGCGAGUCAUAAUACAUUUAAUAAUAAUACAUACCUUCUUCUGAGAAAAUAUCAGAUUUGUUUGUGUAACAUUAACUUAGCAAACAAAAUAAUAUUUGUCUAGUUUUUUGUUCUCUUUAUUAUAAGAACAUCGUAAUAGUAAAGUUAUGGAUGCAACCAAAAUCCGACAACCCGCGCUCAUUAAAGUAAAAACGUAUAUAAAUCACUUAUAAGUUCAUACAUUUUAUUUAAAAAUUAAUAUAUAUGUGUAUAAGGAAUACAUUUAUAUAUAAAUUUACAUCUAAAAUAAAAAAAAAAUCAAACCAUAA